Molecule: messenger RNA, 821 nt
Organism: Tricharina praecox
Lineage: Eukaryota; Fungi; Ascomycota; Pezizomycetes; Pezizales; Pyronemataceae
Exons: 1
Coding region: 283-768 (161 amino acids)
Source: RefSeq, a predicted model, not a curated record
AUUCGAGAAGCAAAAGUAGAAGGCUGUUCAAGUUUCAACUUUGGGUUAUGUAUUCUACACGGUAUAUACUCCCCGUGUUCGCCAUACAGUAGACUCCGGUAUCCUCCGAGCCUUGAAGCAAUCCAUACGAAUAGCAGCUCAUCCCGAGCAGGCUUACAGCGGCAAACCCAAUGCAAAGAGCGUUUAUCGCAGUACCCGUCCCCGUCCCUGUCCCCAUCCCCGUCCGAGUUACAAGCAAACAAACACAGCCAUGCGUAUAAGCCGACUGUUUGCUCUGGGUCAAUGAUCAUCAUCACCACAGCGGAGGCUCACGAACAUUACCGGUUGUGUUUGUGUUGUGUUUGUUGUGUUUGUUGGGCUUGUUGGCUUGCAUUGCAUUACUUACAUUGCAUUGCUUGCAUUACCUACAUUGCGGAGCACCUAACACCUCAGCAUGUACUGUACUGUAACUACGUGCGUGAGAUGUUCUCCUCAUCUGUUGCCGUUUUCACUUUUUUUUCUUCCUUCGUUUUUCUUUCUUCUUUUCCUUCGUUUUUUUUUGCGGACGUUCUAGGCGAGCGAGAUUGUGGAUUGUGGAGAAAAGAAGAAACGAAAGUCCAGCCCGCUACUUACCGGUACACAUCACGUUUAUGUAGUCACGGUAUGAUCAAAGCAAAAACGACCGAAAUCGCGGCAUGUCUAUCUUGCAGUUGCAGUUGCAGUGCGGUGCAGAAAACAGUGCAGAAAACAGUUUCUUUCUUGUCUUGUUGGGGUUUGGUUUGCCAAUAGGGAAUGAGGGAAUGAUCAUCGCUCGCUCUCACUGCAGUGCGGUGCAGUGCGGU